Molecule: messenger RNA, 1464 nt
Organism: Aspergillus fumigatus Af293
Lineage: Eukaryota; Fungi; Ascomycota; Eurotiomycetes; Eurotiales; Aspergillaceae
Product: putative metalloreductase
Exons: 5
Coding region: 1-1464 (487 amino acids)
Biological process (GO): iron ion transport; intracellular iron ion homeostasis; copper ion import
Cellular component (GO): plasma membrane
Molecular function (GO): ferric-chelate reductase activity
Source: RefSeq, a predicted model, not a curated record
AUGGAAUUUAUGACCUUGUACGCAAUUGUCGCAGGCGGCAUUUUCUUGCUUCUAGUUCUGGUACGAAUUGCUCCGUCGUUCGAACCACUAGCAGAAGCUCUUUCCAGGUGGGUCGCGAAGCAUCUUGCCUAUCCAUAUCUCCUAGGUCGUCAUCGACUUAUAGGACCUUGGACUCGGCUGGCUGUUUUCUUUCCCUUGCGUAUGGACGAAAUUGGUCGGCGAGCUGGGACCUUGUCGCUUCUCAAUAUGGCACUUCUCUAUCCCUUCAUGCAGCUUGGCCUCUUCGCUGAUGUCCUUGGACUUUCGUUCGACACCUGCCGCCGUGUCCAUGGGGCAGCAGCAUGGAUGGCGUCGGCUCUUCUUGCCUUACACAUCGUCGUAGCCAUGCUUGACCAGCAGACGUUUUCGCUCCACGAACAAAACAACCUUUUUGCUGUUAUUGGGGCUGGGUCACUAGUGGCUUUAAUGCUGUUCUCGCUUUCAUUAUUCCGCCGUCUUUCAUUCGAGCUGUUUUUGCGUACACACCAAGCCCUCGCUGCCGUGUGCAUCUAUAUGACCUGGCGACACCUUCCCUCUGAAUCGAUAUUCCCUCGAGUCUAUCUUUAUAUUCCACUUGCCAUACUGCUACUGUCAACUUUCGUGCAUGUCCUACUAUUUCUUUAUCGAAACGGCAUCCUUCCCUCUCGGACUUAUCCUUAUGCAUCGGUCAUGUGCAGGAAGAAAAGCAAAAAUACUGAGGGAUCCGACGAAGACCCGGCUGAGGGCGCGCCAUUGAAGAUACGUGUAGCGCUUCCAAGGCCAAUGCACGUGAAGGCUGGCCAGUAUGUGAACCUCUGGAUGCCCUCCGUCAGUUUCUCGUCGUGGCUCCAAUGCCAUCCGUUCAUGGUAACGUCCUGGUCACCCGGAAGACAAGAUGUUUUGGACCUGUUCGUGCAGGCCCGUCAUGGCCUAACAGAGAAGCUACGAGCGCGCGCUCCUCUGGAGGGAACGGCAUCAUUUACGGCCUUUGUAAGCGGUCCGUAUGGCAGAAGUGAGCCAGUAGGUGAGUACGAGAGCGUACUAGCAGUUGCUAGUGGCUUUGGUAUUGCUGGUGUCGUUCCAUACAUCAAGCGACUCCUCUAUGGCUACAACACGUCCUCGGUACGGGUUCGUCGCGUGCACCUGGUGUGGCAGGUGCAGACGAUAGAUAUUGCGGUUGCCGCUGAACCAUUGUUGAACAGUCUCCUGGAUGACGAUGUCCUCGAUGACGGCUAUAUUCUCGAGAUGUCGUUCUAUGUGGAGUAUAAGUCAAAAGCCGGGAAAGGAAGGCCUUUCGGAGACCAUCACCGGGCAACUAUCUACAAUGGUUUUCCAGAUUACGACAGUAUCAUAUCGACCGAAGCCUCCGGCGAACAUAUCGAACGAGUUUCCAACUCUCAAGAGGAAAGGGGUAAAUUACUAGUACUGAGUGAGUUGGUCCACUAG